This is a messenger RNA of Eimeria mitis, 2739 nucleotides long. RefSeq lists its product as uncharacterized. NCBI's taxonomy places the organism in Eukaryota, Apicomplexa, Conoidasida, Eucoccidiorida, Eimeriidae. The coding region runs from base 1 to 2739 and encodes 912 amino acids. The transcript has 3 exons. The record is from RefSeq and is a predicted model, not a curated record.
AUGGAUGAAACGCUUUCUUCUUCCUCUUCAACAUUCUCUCUCCACCGCACAGAAAGCACUGGCUGUGCACAGGAAGCAGAAGAAGCCACAUCAGCAGGCCCUUCGUUUCCUGUUUCUGACGGGAAAAAAUCACCAGGAGGCAACAUGAACAGCAACACAAAAAGCAACAUAAACUGCAGCUUGACCCACGGUAACUUGAACACCAGCGUAGCCACGGGUGUGCAAGACAACUCUACCCAUGACGACUUGAACAGCAACGUAUGCAGAAACAUGAACAGCGGCUUGAACAGCAACAUGAACAGCAACAUGAACGGGGGUUUGAACAGAAAUAUGAAUAGCAAAUUGAAUGCUUACUGGGACAGUUUAUUCUCUGGCGAUGCAUGCUGCAAGUUGUGGUUUACGACGCCUCGUUCUUCCUCAAGAAAGCUGUUGUCACGCCUCACAGAUCUACUCAGAGCCGCCGUGGGGGAACAAAGAAACAAAUUGAAUUCGCAUAUUCCUCAUGAUGUACUGCGCCCCCUUGCCGGCCACACCAGAGAAAAAGUCUGCAUCGCAAACCACAAAGCAUUCUGGCCAUACCCACUCACCUUGUUGUACCUGUUCAGCGACUUGGAGGAGUACUGGUCUGGCCAGCGAGCCAAGAGGAGUCGCCGGCGUCGAGUUGUGUGUUGGGGUUAUCACCGGUGUGGGUGUAUUCGGCCUCGAGCUUUGGGGUUAGAGGAAACGAAGACAGCAGAGGAGAUAGGGAGAGGCAGCAGAGGAGGAGAAAGCAAACGCAAACAACAACACGAAGACGGCACGGAUGAUGGUGCUGCUGCUGCUGCUGCUGAUGCAUGCACCGAAAUGGCUAGCAAGAGAAAGAAAAAGCAGAGGUUGCAGCAGCAGCAGCAGCAGCACCAGCAGGAGCAACAAAAGGAGCAGCAGCAGGAGCAGGAGCAACAACAGCAGCAGCAGCAGGAGCAGGAGCAACAAAAGCAGCAGCAGCAGGUGCAGCAGCAGGAGCAGCAGCAGGAGCUGAUAAAGAAGAAGAAAGAGGAGAAGGGAUGGGGUAGACCGUUCGAUUGGCAGAGUUUAUUUAAGGGUUUAAAUGUGGAUUGCUGUUGGAAGGAAUGGGAGAAACUGAAGUGGCUGGGGUGUACAGACAGAACAAAAAACAAAAACAAGCAAACGGGACAACCAAACCACGAACAUACAACAUACAGCACAACAGAAGCAAACACAACCAGCAGCAGCAGUAGCAGCAGCAGCAGUAGCAGCAGCAGCAGCAGCAACUCGCAACAACCGCCGUCGCUGUGGGCGCUGCUAGAGGAGAGCUCAGACGAGGGGCCAGAGGAGCAGCAGAGAGAGGGAGAAGAGCAGCAAGAAAAGGAAGAAGCAAAAGAGAGACAAACGGGAGAAGAGAAGGAGACAAAUGAAGGAGACAACACAGAGCGAAUACAGAACCCUAACAACCAACGAGAGGAGAGAGGAGACAAAACAGACACAAAGAAAGGAGACAAGAAAGAGGAGAGAGAAAGAAACAACCGUAAAGAUGAAAUAGAAUAUAACAGAGAAAAAGAGAAACAAAACAACAAACAACAAACAGAUACAAGACCUUGGGAGUUAGAUGGAGAUAUUAGUUGUAUUCGAUUUGUACGGAGUGUACAUCCACCACAACUCAGACAAAUGAAUGCAUGCACCCAAAUAGAUAUUUCAUUUCCUCCUGUAAAGAAAAACACACAACAACAACAAACACGCAACGCGCCACGAACAAAACCCCCCGGUGACACAGAUAAACAACCAACGGAGGAACGAAAGACAGACAGCGCCUCCACCGAUAUUUCUGAUCAGCAGACACGCUCUGCUGCUGCUGCUGCUGCUGCUGCUAAUGCUCUAGCUGCUGCUGGUGCUGCUGCUGAUACUGGCGCUCCAGCUUCUUCUGUUGAGACUGGCGCUCCAGCUGUUUCUGCUGCAGCUCCAGCUGAUGUUGCGGCUGCUGCUGCUGCAGAUGCUGCUGCUGAUGCAGGUGCUGCUGCUGAUGCAGCAGCUGCUGCAGGUGCUGCUGCUGAUGCUACUGGUGUUAGUCGAAGGGAUCGGGAGCACAUUGCAACGGUAGAGUUUCAGCGUAUGUGGCCGGUGUUUGUACGUGUAGACAAAGAAAGCCAUUUGCCUCUGAACUCCUCUGGUGGUGGUGGUGGUGGUGGUGGUGGUGGUGGGGUUGUUUUGUUUUUGGGUUGCCUGCUGGAGGUGUUUCAUUUGCGGGUGUACACCGAGGAAGAGCUUUCCCGCUGCCUCAAAGGAAUUGCAGAAGUUGCAAAGGCAGAUACAUCACCAGAGAGAGAACACAGCCAGCUCAUACAUACAGAAGAAAAAGCAAGCAACAGUAACAACAAAAAUAACAACAGCAGCGACACAAACACCACAAAGAAUAACCUCAACACUUGUCAAUCUGUACCUUCUGCAACAAACGAAACAAACGCCGCUCCUCCUCCUCCUCCUCUCUCUCUAGGUGCUGAGAGUGCAGCAGAAAAGGGCGACGAAGACGAAGACGAAGACAGAGAGAAAAACAAAAUGCAUCAACAGAGAAGGCUGCCGAAGAUCCUCUUUGAGCCCGCACCCAAACGGCCUCAGCUUUCUUCCUCUUCUUCCCCUGCAGCAGCAGCAGAAACCCCUAAGAACGAGAAUCAAGGACCUGACGCAGAAACGGGUAAUAUGGCUGGACUUUUGACCUGCAGGGGCUGGCGACUCCUACGGGUUUAG